Molecule: messenger RNA, 2045 nt
Organism: Drosophila hydei
Lineage: Eukaryota; Metazoa; Arthropoda; Insecta; Diptera; Drosophilidae
Product: synaptic vesicle glycoprotein 2B
Exons: 9
Coding region: 240-1796 (518 amino acids)
Biological process (GO): transmembrane transport
Molecular function (GO): transmembrane transporter activity
Source: RefSeq, a predicted model, not a curated record
AUCCAAAUAUAUAUAUAAACUUACAGUCUAAGACACUUCAAGUGCAUGUAAUCUUUAAAUACUGAGAAGGAAAUUUAAAUAUCUAUUAUUAUUAAAAAAGCCCUCGUACAUAGAAAACCAUUUAAAACGAAUCUUGGCUAUCUUUAUAUGUUUGCUAGCACAUCGUGUCUCAUCAGUAACACUUUAAAGUAGCUUCGGUAAUGAUAGCUAAUUUCUAAAAAAUUAACACAAUUCUUACAAUGUCAACGAGUGUGAACCAACAAGAUGCUGAAUCAAAGCCAGCCCAAAAAACCAUGAAUAUUGGUCAUGAAUAUGAAGAAGUUCUUGAACUGAUCGGAUUUGGACGCGUGCAGUGGAUUAUACUGUUAGCAUCAGGACUGUUGCUUAUGAUGGUCAUAAAUGAGACCAUGGGUAUGUCAUAUAUAACGAUUGUAUCCCAGUGCGACUUUGAAACAAAUUCAAUAUACAAGGCCAUCAUGAGUGCUGCUAGUUUUAUCGGAAUUUUUAGCUCUUCGUACUUCUGGGGUUAUCUAAGUGAUGCCAUUGGCCGUAAGCCAGUUCUGAUAUAUACGACGUUAUGUGGAAAUCUUUUGUCAUUAAUAUCGAUCAUUAUUCCAAAUUUCUGGAUUUAUGUGGUGGCUCGAUUUUUGGUUGGAUUUUUUAUAGCAGGUGCUUCUUCGACUACAUAUGCAUAUCUUGGAGAAUUUUUUACUCCCCGGUAUCGACCAAUAGUUAUUAACUAUGCAAGUCUGUUUGUCGGCAUUUCUACAAUUUAUGUGCCAGCUAUUGCUUGGCUUGUUAUGUCAAUGGACUGGACUGUGGAAGUGACUGAAAACUUUAUGUUUCGCCCUUGGCGAUUGCUUACUGUAUUUUAUCUAAUUCCUGGACUGAUAGGAACUAUACUGCUGAUAAAAAUGCCAGAAAGUCCAAAGAUUUUACUAUCGAUGGGUAAAAUCGAUGAUGCGUUUAGCGCCGUAGAGUGGAUCGCCUUAAAAAAUAUUGGAAAACAUCUCCGUGACCUUAAAGUUGAGACACUAAAAUGUGAUGUACUUUCAGACAGAGAAAACAUCCUGAAUGUUUCCAACUUACCAACGGUGUCCAUCAAAAAAAUGUGGGAAGAAACUCUACCACUGCUCAAAAGGCCGCAUUUAAAAAACUUUGGCAUAAGCUGCAUUGUUAUGUGUGGCCUCUUCUUCAGCUCCUCGGGCAUGGGCUUGUGGUAUCCAGAAAUACUUAAUCGGUUGGAAUCGUCCGUCACUGAAGAUGCAAUGACUGUUUGUGACGUGAUCGAUGCUUCUGUUAAUCAGCGGCAUGUCAACAUAACCACAGAUAUUUGUAAUGAUCAAAUCAAUACAAAGAGCUACAUCGAUACGAUUACAUACGGAUCAUCUUUAAUUAUAGGAUAUGUUGUAAUGGGUUUUGUUAUUAAUCAAAUCGGGCGCAAAGCAUCCAUUACACUGGGACUAACCAUUGCUGCUGGUUGCGCUCUUUCGUUAAUAUGGAUUAAAAAUGAAGUUGUUAUAAUAGUCUGCUUUUGCUUGUACCUGGUAUUACCGGGCUUAUGUAUAUCGGUGUUAAGCGGGGUCGUGGUAGAUCUCGUCCCCACAAAACUAAGAGGCAAGGCCGUUUGCAUCUGCUUAAUGCUAGGACGCACAGGAAGUGUUUUUGGCAGCAACAUCAUUGGUAUACUUCUCGAAUCGUAUUGCCAUAUAACAUUUGGAUUAUUCUCUGGAUUUGUUUUGGUUUGUGCGUUGUUGGCCUUUAUUUUACCAAUGUCAGCGAUGAAACAGUACUAAUGGCAAUAGCAUACUGAGAAAAUUCAAUUCAUUUAAGAUAAAUAUAUGCUUCAAUGCUUAACUUAUGUCAUUAUAUCAAAUUAAUAUAAUAAUAAACAGGAGUGAUAUUGUGAUAUUGAUACAUACAUGCACAGAAAUAUAUUCACACACGCUUAUUUCUCACUUUAUGAAGAGGCUGACCAUGGCCUGCAAUAUAGGAAAUUAAUUGUGGAACAUCAGAGUUAUUCAGAGCUAAAUAUUGAAAUCUAA